Messenger RNA from Asparagus officinalis (garden asparagus), 1436 nucleotides. Its product is annotated as lipase-like. The transcript has 10 exons. NCBI's taxonomy places the organism in Eukaryota, Viridiplantae, Streptophyta, Magnoliopsida, Asparagales, Asparagaceae. The record is from RefSeq and is a predicted model, not a curated record. Gene Ontology annotation, biological process: lipid metabolic process. The coding region runs from base 144 to 1208 and encodes 354 amino acids.
AUCAAAUUCCACAGACGAUUUACUGGACGAUCUCCUUUGGCGUGACACGAAAACCCUAAUUUGAUUAUAAAUUCCGCAAAAAUUUGAACAAAGUUAUUUGUGGUUCGAAUAUUUGAUCAAAAUUUUAGCAAUUGAAUCAGGUAAUGGGACGUCGGCGGGCGUUUGGGGCUUUGAUUUUGAUUUGCUUAUUUCUGGUUCCCGAAGGGAGAGAACUCAAGAUCAAGGAUGAAGAUUACACUGAUAUCUACAACCAUACACUUGCAGUGAUACUAGCGGAGUAUGCCUCUGCUGUGUACGUGACUGAUCUAACUGAACUCUUUACGUGGACCUGCUCUAGGUGUACUGAUUUGACGACAAGCUUUGAGAUGAUAGAACUGAUUGUUGAUGUCCAGAACUGCUUACAGGCAUUUGUCGGUGUUGACCACAAUCUUAAUUCCACCAUUAUCGCUUUCAGAGGCACCCAAGAGCACAGGUACAUUCAGAACUGGAUUGAAGACCUCUUUUGGAAACAAGUGGAUCUGAACUAUGAUGACAUGCCUGAUGCGAUGGUACACCGUGGAUUCUAUUUGGCUUACCAUAACACGACUCUGCGACCUGGCAUUCUAAGUGCUGUCCAGAGGACAAAGGAAUUAUAUGGAAAUCUGCCCAUAAUGGUUACUGGUCAUUCGAUGGGAGGGGCUAUGGCUUCCUUUUGCGCUCUUGAUCUUACUGUCAACUGUGGAGAAUCCGAUGUUCAACUCAUGACUUUUGGACAGCCUAGAAUCGGCAAUGCUGUUUUUGCUUCAUACUUCAGCAGACUUUUACCAAAGACGAUUAGGGUGACACACGAGCACGACAUGGUGCCACAUCUACCACCGUAUUAUUCUUGUUUCCCUCGGAAGACAUAUCAUCACUUCCCUAGAGAGGUGUGGCUCCACAAUGCCGGUAUAGGAAGUCUUGUAUACUUGGUUGACGAAAUCUGCGACAGCACUGGCGAAGACCCAAAUUGUAGCAGGUCUGUGAGCGGGAACAGCAUUUUGGAUCACCUUACAUAUUACGGCAUCCAGCUAUCAGCAGAUUCCUGGGGCUCUUGCAGAAUAGUGAUGGACAUAAAAAUUAAGCAAUACCACAUGGACUCUGUUGGCAACAUUAUCAUGUCAAGAGACCCGUCUAUGCCGUCGUUUCUAAAGCUUGUUUCACAAAAUAAUACUGGCAGCAGUUCUGUAUGAGCAUCAGUAGCAGUGAUGGGAACUACUCAUCCUCCAGUGAGUUUAUCGUCUGGAACUCGAAGCCCCUUCAAUGGAUGUUGAAGAAAUAAGGGGGAAUGGAAGAAAAGAGUCUGUAUAUAUAUUGUAUAUAGUUGGAUUGUGGGGGGAAUGGAAGAAAAGAGUCUGUAUAUAUAUUGUAUAUAGUUGGAUUGUAAUUUCUGAAUGUAUGUAUGUGUUUGUUCUCUUGGA